AGCAUUCCGUCAAUAAAUAUUUCAAACAAUAACGACGAAACCAUUCAAGUUCACGAACCAAUUGUCACUGUUAUUGAAUCGGACAGAAUACAUUUGACAUGUUUUUCGAAGAGCAAACCAUUACCUACAUUCUCAUGGGAGGGUGAUCGAUCAGAUAAUACACAUGCGACGAAUAUAUUGGCAUUUCAGAACAUAUCCCGAAACGAAACUGGGUCGUAUACAUGUAAAGUAGGAAAUGUUAUGAGGAGAUCAUUUGGCAAAAUUGAUGAAGGGAAAAACAAGUCAACGAUACAUUUAAACGUAUUAUAUCCAGCAAUCAUUAUGCCUACUGGAGACAGAAGUAUUGCCGAGGGAUCGCAGUUGUCUUUGUCAUGCCCUGUUAUAAACGGGAAUCCUCCAAACUUCACAACUUGGUCCAGACGCACCGAUCAAAGAUUAUGGAACCAAACAUUAUAUAUUCAGAAUGUUUCACGAGCAGACGACACUGUCUACAGUUGUAGUGUAAUAACGGAGAUGUUUCCUACCAUCGGGAGUCCUUUGAGAGUUGAAAGAAAAAAUUCGUUUCAUCUUAAUGUUUUCUUUCAAUCUGAGAUAAUAAAGUUUUCCGUAUCAACAACAAGUUCGGUGAAAAUUGUUGUGAUUAACAGAACAGAAAAUACAUCAUUUAUCUGUAUUGCUGUAGCAAAUCCUCCGUCGGACUUGUCUAUUAAAGACCCAGCGGGUGAUAUAAUUUCAGAUGUAUCAAAGCAAAAUACUGCACACCAUACAAUACAUAAUGCUUCAUAUAUAAAUGCGGGAGAGUAUAUAUGCACUGGAAGGAACAACUAUACAAGUGGCCAACCAACAAGUUCAAAGCUGAUUCUUAUCGUUAGAACUCAGCCAAGACCGUCUUCUGACGACACAAGCGUUCAGAAAGUGUCCACAGCUUUGUUCAUUGAUGCAAAACUACAAUUUGUAGCUUGGAAUUAUCUUGACAAACCAAAUGAAACAGUUUUCAGUUGGUUUAAGGAAAAUGUAUCAAUACCCGACAACGACAGUAAAUACAUGGUUCAUUCAAAUGAACUACAAACAAAUAUUACAAUUAGGAACACAACUCAACAAGAUUUAGGGCUUUAUAAAUUAAACGUUCAAAACUCAGUAGGAACGUAUACUCACUUUUAUGAACUGAAAGCAACAGAUACGCCGGAGACACCGCGGGACUUUCGUGUCAUUAACGACUCACUAACAGACAGGUCUGUAACAUUGACAUGGAGUCCAGGUUUUAAUGGGGGAUUUCAACAAAUAUUUGUUAUAAUCUACAGAAAGAAGAAUGCAAAUAUAUGGUUGGACAAAUCAACCAAAGAUAAUGGUGAUAAAAGCAUGAACUAUACUUUAUAUCAUUUGACCAGCUCGACAGAGUAUGAAAUUGAAAUGUUUUCAAAGAACAUGGAAGGAUAUUCAAAUCUUACAGAGCGUCUUCGGUUUAAAACUAAAGAAGCUUUCACAUCAGAAGCAACAUUACAGUCGGGAGACAGAAGUGGUAUUAUAGCAGGGAGUAUAUCUGCUGUUGUUAUAGUUGUUGUAAUAGUCGGUGGUGUGUUGUUCCUUCAGAGAAGGAAAUUUGUGUUUUCUCGUAGCAAAAGUCAUACAUCAGGUGUCACUGACAGUCGCCAUGUUAUAUCGACAACCAAAAGUCACGUCUCACCAGAAUACACAGAUUUCGAUGCAAGUAAGAGAGAUAUAAAUGUAUAUGAUAAGCUUCAUGUACCAACUGUCAGCGCAUAUGAACGGCUUGAUACAGCAACACUUGGGCCAACUACAUACAUGGAGUUGAAAGAUACCAAGAAAUUAAAUACGGACGCUUCCGACUACGUUAAUAUAAGAAUAUAAACAAUUUAAUCGAUAUUGACGAAUUGUGUUUUUUAAACUUGUUCUACAUGACACCAUUGUUAAAUUAUGGCUUAACCAAAAUUUAGUGUACGGUUUUGUCGAAAUUUGCACUUUUCUCAAUUAAAUUGUCAUUACAUUCAUCGAGCUUAAUGAUUGUAUCUUGUAAAAAUAUUUAACUUGUGUAAAAAGAAUUAGAAUUUUUACUUUACCCCCAUAUUUUAAACGCUUGUUUUGACAUUUUCAUGUUGACAGCGCUUAAUUCUAGAUAUCGUCAAAAUUGACUAAUUUACUAAUUUUAGGGCUUUGUAAGUUGAUCCUUAUGGUAGAUUUUCAAUGCGAACACUUGUUCCUCAAUCAGAAAACCAUGAACAAACGUUCAAAGGGAGAUAACAGAAAUUUAAGUACAGGCAAUAAAUUAUACUUGCUGUCCAUCAGUCCAUUUAAUAAAAUCUCAUAACAGUCAUAAUGUUGGCAAUCAUAUAAUGUCAAAUAGUACAUUGUUGAAGAUUAAACAAACCAUUGAUAAUUUUGUUGACAGUAUGAAGUAUAAUAUGUGGCAAUAAACAACGAAAUAAUUAGUUAUCAUAAUGAUUGUUUUCGGUUAGCUUGAGAUACAUUAUCUGAUAUCAUAUAUGUAUAAUAAUAAUGAUAAUAAAUUGCUCUAUAACUAGAUAUUAUUUUUCAUCAUAUAUUUUUAUUUUACUAAAAGCUCUUAGAACUCGAUCAACUUUUUUUUUCAGAACGAUUUAUACUAAUGUCUACACUAUACAUUGUAAUUGUUUUAUCAAUAUUCGAAAUACGAAAAGAAAUAAUUGCAAAAUUUGUUGACCAACCCACUUAAAAUGGUGAAACUAUAACAAUUGGAAAUUAGGGUACGUCUGAAUUAGUUGCCAAUUUGUAUAAUCUAUUAACUAUCAUAUGAAUUGAAAUACCAUAAUCUGGGAAACUUUACACGGAAGAACAAAAAUCAAAAGUGCGAUGUCCUGAUUUGCUUUAGGUUCGUCAACAAAACCUUUGGAUAUUUAUCAAAUGUAAAUACUGUAACAAAACGUGUCUGUUAUAAAAAAUGAAUAUCUGUAUGGAAAAAAAACAAUAAUCAAACGUAGUGUUGUAAUGUUUUACUUUGUACCAAUUUUUUGAUUUGCGACAUCGAUGAUAUAUAUAUAAACUGUUUUAUUUUU
Messenger RNA from Ruditapes philippinarum (Manila clam), 3050 nucleotides. Its product is annotated as neural cell adhesion molecule 1-like. Lineage: Eukaryota; Metazoa; Mollusca; Bivalvia; Venerida; Veneridae. Gene Ontology annotation, molecular function: protein binding. Gene Ontology annotation, biological process: cell-cell adhesion. The transcript has 8 exons. The record is from RefSeq and is a predicted model, not a curated record. Bases 241 to 1869 code for a protein of 542 amino acids.